Molecule: messenger RNA, 846 nt
Organism: Cylicostephanus goldi
Lineage: Eukaryota; Metazoa; Nematoda; Chromadorea; Rhabditida; Strongylidae
Source: the annotation of a GenBank genome assembly
AUGGGAUCCUACGCUCGAUGUACUUUAUGUGCCCAUUACCAUCGCGCACCAUUCAGUAACGAGCAAGAGGACAGCACUUCAGGCCUACGCGUCUACGACCUGUGGGAGGCUGGUUAUGGCUGGGAUGACCCUCUUGCUGAAGAGGACAUACACAAAUGGGAUACAAUCGUGCAGGAAAUAAGCGGCUUUCACUCACAGGUGCCGCGCUGUCUUGGAUCUACCCAUGGUGACGUUUAUGAUCUGAUUUUUUGUUCAGAUGCGUCCAAAAGAGCUUAUGCCACCGUCGUUUAUAUUCUGACGCGUCGUCCAGAUGGCAAAUCACAGUCUAUCUUGUUAUUUGCCAAGGCAAAGUUAGCUCCUCCUGGCGCGAUCACCAUCCCGCGCAUGGAGCUUUUGGCUUGUCACAUGGCAGCCAAGACAGUGAAUUUCCUCAGGAAGCAGUGUAAGGCCAGCUUCCAAACGAUCAGAUUUUUCACCGACUCCCAAAUAUUGAGAGCGGAUAACAUUACCACCGGAUUCUACUAUCUGACUACGGAAAAUAAUCCAGCGGACUGUGCCACCCGAGGGCUGACAGCGUUGGAGCUUCAGGACCAUAUAUGGUGGACCGGUCCAAGCUUUUUUACGACUCCCUUUGAGCAGUGGCCGUGGAACACGUUUGAGCCACCCGUUGCUUCUCCAGCAGGUGCAGAAGUAGAAGAACUUCCGCCAAAGGCGGUCACGAUAUCAACGAAUAAGAUUUUAGAGCCUUACGUAUCCUUUGUGCCUUUUAGGCGUACUAACUCGUAUACCAAGUUAGCUCGCAUCAUGGCCUAUGUUCUUAAAUUUUUGGCCAAAUUGCGCGCUCGA